Messenger RNA from Micropterus dolomieu (smallmouth bass), 1274 nucleotides. RefSeq names its product ALX homeobox 4a (gene alx4a). Gene Ontology annotation, molecular function: DNA-binding transcription activator activity, RNA polymerase II-specific; RNA polymerase II transcription regulatory region sequence-specific DNA binding. The record is from RefSeq and is a predicted model, not a curated record. The transcript has 4 exons. Bases 1 to 1122 code for a protein of 373 amino acids. Lineage: Eukaryota; Metazoa; Chordata; Actinopteri; Centrarchiformes; Centrarchidae. Gene Ontology annotation, biological process: regulation of transcription by RNA polymerase II.
AUGAACGCCGAGACCUGCGUUUCAUACAACGAUAUGACAUCCAUGGAUUCGUAUUAUAGCCCCUCUGUAGCGCAAGGUAGGGAUCACCAGACGGACCACUUUAGAACAUUCCCAUUCACUGACACCAAAUACAGCCCCACUGCCUUCCUGCCCAACAAAGGUCAGGCUUACGGAGAAAAGUCCCGGAGCCCCUUCCAGCAGGAGUGCCAGUCAUUGGAUGCCGCCGCAGCUGGGCAAGGCACUUUCAGCAAAUACCACCUCUUCAUGCAGAGGUCUUCUUGCAAAACACCACCCGAGGAGGGCAAACUGCACCAGGAGAGCGGACACAACGGAGCGCUCAUCCCGUACUAUGGUAAAGACAGUUCAGGUCUGACAGACUCUGACUUGGCGCCAGACUCAGACCCACCUGGAAUGGACACCAGCUACCUGGCUGUGAAGGAUCAGGGCGUGAAGGUGGCCUCUGAUAGGCCACCAGGCACAGACUUGUCAAGCCCUCUGGACAAGGGCGAUGUUGGUGAAAGUAACAAGGGGAAGAAAAGGCGCAACCGCACAACCUUUACAAGCUACCAGCUGGAAGAGCUGGAGAAGGUUUUCCAGAAGACGCACUAUCCAGACGUGUAUGCCCGGGAGCAGCUGGCACUGAGGACUGACCUGACUGAAGCCCGUGUGCAGGUAUGGUUUCAGAACCGAAGGGCAAAAUGGAGGAAAAGGGAGCGUUUUGGUCAGAUGCAGCAGGUCCGAACACAUUUCUCAACAGCUUACGAGCUGCCUCUUCUGACACGUCCUGAGAACUACGCACAGAUUCAGAACCCUUCUUGGAUCGGUGGCAGCAGUGCAGCAUCUCCCGUGCCGGGCUGCGUGGUGCCCUGCGACUCUGUGACUCCAUGUAUGACACCUCACCCCCACUCUGCCAGCGGGAUGUCUGAUUUUCUGGGCGUGCCAAGCCCCGGAGGUCAUAUGGGACAGGGUCACAUGGGCAGCCUGUUUGGAGGAUCUCCUAGCAUGGCCACAGGCAUCAACACGUAUGAUCUCAACAUGGACCCUGACCGCAAGUCCUCCAGUAUCGCCGCUUUGCGCAUGAAGGCCAAAGAACACAGUGCAGCCAUAUCUUGGGCCACAUGAUGUGUUGAUACCUGCUGGAUGGCGGAUCUUGUUGAUCCCUGAGAUGUAUACAACAAACCCAGUAUUGGGUGAGGGGGCACUAAAAUCAGAAACUUUAACGGCAACAGUGACUACCUUCAAAAAUGUUGCAAUAAAAUAAUUAUGCAAAUAUA